AUGGACUUGCCGGCAUACGUAGAGCGCCUUCGCAGCGGCGCCCCUCCCAAGUUCCCCGCGGACGCAAACUCGCUGGAAUUUGCCCAGAAGCUCGACUCCCAGGACUCGCUGCGGCAUCUGCGCGAUGAGUUUAUUCUUCCCACCAAGGCCUCUUUGAAGAAGAAGGCGCUGGAUGGUUCAAUUCCUGGUGAGCAGGGCAUCUACUUUGUGGGAAACUCGCUGGGCGCGCAGCCAAAGGCCGUCCGCGAAUACGUCAACGCCCAGCUGGAGACGUGGGCGUCGGUGGGCGUCAACGGCCACUUCCUCGACAUGGACCAGUCGCCGCUGGUGCAGUGGCAGGACAUGGCCGAGGACUGCGCCAACAAGUCGGCCGAUCUCGUGGGAGCGUCUCCCAGCGAGAUUGUCUACAUGAGCACGCUGACGGUCAACCUGCACAUGAUGAUGGCCAGCUUCUACAAGCCCGACGCAAAGAGGCACAAGGUCAUCCUGGAGUGGAAGCCCUUCCCCAGCGACCACUACGCCAUUGAGAGCCAGAUUGUCUGGCACGGCCUCGAUCCUGCCGAGAGCAUGAUCAAGAUUGAGCCCGACAGCGACUUUCUCAUCCCCACGGAAAAGGUGCUGGCCACCAUUGACGCCCACGCCGACUCGACGGCCCUGAUCCUGCUGCCGGGCAUCCAGUACUGGUCGGGCCAGCUCUUUGACAUUCCCCGGAUCACCGCCUACGCCAAGGAGCGUGGAAUCGUCGUCGGCUGGGACCUCGCCCACGCCGCCGGCAACGUGGAACUCAAGCUCCACGACUGGGACGUCGACUUCGCCUGCUGGUGCACCUACAAGUACAUCAACGCCGGCCCUGGCGCCACCGGAGGAGCCUUUGUGCACGAGCGCUACGGCAAGGUAGACUUUGUCGACAACUCGGAGAACCCGACGUACCGCCCUCGCCUGGCCGGCUGGUACGGUGGCGACAAGCGCGUGCGCUUCAACAUGGCCAACACCUUUGUGCCCACGCCGGGCGCCGCCGGAUACCAGGUGUCCAACCCGUCCGCCCUGGACCUGGCCAGUGUUGCCGCCGCCCUGUCCAUCUUCAACAAGACGAGCAUGCGCGACCUCCGGUCAAAGGCCCUCGUGCUGACGGCCUACGCCGAGCACCUGCUGGACCAGAUCAACGCCGAGGCCGACGCCGCCAAGCCCUUCUUCAAGAUCAUCACGCCGCGAGACCCCGCCCAGCGCGGCACGCAGCUGAGUGUCCUGCUGCGGGAGGGCCUGCUGGACAACAUUGCCCAUGCCCUCGAGCAGAACGGCGUCAUGUGCGACAAGCGGAAGCCGGACGUGCUGCGCGUGGCGCCGGUGCCGCUGUACAGCCGGUUCGAGGACGUAUGGAGGUUUAUGCAGAUUCUGCGAGGCGCAUUAGGUCUCUAA
This is a messenger RNA of Trichoderma virens Gv29-8, 1416 nucleotides long. RefSeq lists its product as uncharacterized. The transcript is spliced from 2 exons. Bases 1 to 1416 code for a protein of 471 amino acids. Gene Ontology annotation, molecular function: kynureninase activity; pyridoxal phosphate binding. The record is from RefSeq and is a predicted model, not a curated record. Gene Ontology annotation, cellular component: cytoplasm. Gene Ontology annotation, biological process: NAD+ biosynthetic process. Lineage: Eukaryota; Fungi; Ascomycota; Sordariomycetes; Hypocreales; Hypocreaceae.